This is a messenger RNA of Plasmopara halstedii, 156 nucleotides long. RefSeq lists its product as uncharacterized. The coding region runs from base 1 to 156 and encodes 51 amino acids. The transcript is spliced from 2 exons. The record is from RefSeq and is a predicted model, not a curated record. NCBI's taxonomy places the organism in Eukaryota, Oomycota, Peronosporomycetes, Peronosporales, Peronosporaceae.
AUGGCCCGAGAAAUCGAUUUUGGAUUUUCAAUCGAUGAAACGGGCCAUGUUCAGUCGUGUACCUUAAAAAUGUUAUGCAGCUUGUCAUCUUUGAAAGGUACUCCAGCGUCUAAUUACUCAAACCAAUCUUGUCGCCCACAAUACGCAUCAACGUGA